Alligator mississippiensis (American alligator) is the source of this 15430-nucleotide messenger RNA. It is a transcript of the gene RYR1, whose product is annotated as ryanodine receptor 1. Gene Ontology annotation, molecular function: ryanodine-sensitive calcium-release channel activity; protein binding. Gene Ontology annotation, biological process: calcium ion transmembrane transport; intracellular calcium ion homeostasis. The record is from RefSeq and is a predicted model, not a curated record. Gene Ontology annotation, cellular component: calcium channel complex; sarcolemma; sarcoplasmic reticulum membrane. The transcript is spliced from 105 exons. Bases 69 to 15218 code for a protein of 5049 amino acids. Lineage: Eukaryota; Metazoa; Chordata; Crocodylia; Alligatoridae.
CAGUGCCCGCGGCCCCGAGCCCGCUCCGCUCCGCUCCGCUCCCCCGCGCCGCGCCGCGCCGCGCAGCCAUGGCCGAGGGCGGGGAGGGCGAGGAUGACAUCCAGUUCCUGCGCACCGAGGACGAGGUGGUGCUGCAGUGCACGACCACGGUGCUUAAGGAGCAGCUCAAGCUCUGCCUGGCAGCCGAGGGAUUCGGGAACCGCCUCUGCUCCCUGGAGCCCACCUCUAAUGCCCAGAAUGUGCCCCCCGACCUGGCCGUGUGCUGCCUGGUGCUGGAGCAGUCGCUGUCGGUGCGGGCGCUGCAGGAGAUGCUGGCCAACACGGUGGAGGUGGGCAGCGAGUCCUCACAGGGCGGCGGGCACCGGACCCUGCUCUACGGCCACGCCAUCCUGCUGCGCCACUCUCACAGCGGCAUGUACCUGAGCUGCCUGACCACCUCGCGCUCCCUGACCGACAAGCUCGCCUUCGACGUGGGGCUGCAGGAAGAUGCCUCUGGCGAGGCGUGCUGGUGGACCAUCCACCCGGCCUCCAAGCAGCGCUCGGAGGGUGAGAAGGUGCGAGUGGGCGACGACCUGAUCCUGGUCAGCGUCUCCUCCGAGCGCUACCUGCACCUGUCCACGGCCAGCGGGGAGCUGCAGGCGGACGCCUCCUUCAUGCAGACGCUCUGGAACAUGAACCCCAUCUGCUCUGGCUGCGAGGAAGGCUACGUGACAGGCGGCCACGUCAUGCGGCUCUUCCACGGGCACAUGGACGAGUGUCUGACCAUCUCCUCCGACCCUGGCGACGACCAGCUCAGCAGCACAGUGAACUACGAGGGGGGGCCCGUGUGCACCCACGCCCGCUCCCUCUGGCGGCUGGAGCCCCUACGCAUCAGCUGGAGCGGGAGCCACAUGAAGUGGGGGCAGCCGUUCCGGGUGCGACACGUCACCACGGGCCGGUACCUGGCGCUGGCCGAGGACAAGGGGCUGGUGGUGCUGGACGCCCAGAAGGCCAACACCAAGACUUCAGCCUUCUGCUUCCGCGCCUCCAAGGAAAAGCUGGACGUGGCCCCCAAGCGGGACGUGGAGGGCAUGGGGGCCCCCGAGAUCAAGUACGGGGAGUCCAUGUGCUUCGUGCAGCACGUGGCCAGCGGGCUCUGGCUCACCUACGCCGCCGCCGACGCCAAGGCCCUGCGCAUGGGGCUGCUCAAGAGGAAGGCCAUCCUGCACCAGGAGGGACACAUGGACGACGCGCUAUCGCUGACGCGCUCCCAGCGCGAGGAGUCGCAGGCGGCGCGCAUGAUCUACAGCACCUCCGGGCUCUACAGCCAUUUCAUCAGGGACCUGGACAGCCUGAGCGGGAAGGGCCGAGGCACCGGGACGAGCGUGGCGCUGCCCAUCGCUGGCAUGAUCCUGAGCCUGCAGGACCUGAUCACCUACUUCCAGCACCCGGAGGAGCAGCUGCAGCACGAGGAGAAGCAGAGCAAGCUGCGCUCGCUCCGGAGCCGCCAGAACCUCUUCCAGGAGGAGGGAAUGAUCACGCUGGUGCUGAACUGCAUCGACCGCCUGAACGUGUACAGCACGGCCGCCCACUUCGCCGAGUUCGCGGGCGAGGAGGCGGCCGAGUCCUGGAAGACCAUUGUCAACCUGCUCUACGAGCUGCUGGCCUCGCUGAUCCGGGGAAACCGCUCCAACUGCGCCCUCUUCUCCAACAACCUGGAUUGGGUGGUCAGCAAGCUGGACCGCCUGGAGGCCUCCUCGGGCAUCCUGGAGGUACUGUACUGCGUGCUCAUUGAGAGCCCCGAGGUGCUCAACAUCAUCCAGGAGAACCACAUCAAGUCCAUCAUCUCCCUGCUGGACAAGCACGGCCGCAACCACAAGGUGCUGGACGUGCUGUGCUCCCUGUGCGUGUGCAACGGGGUGGCCGUACGCUCCAACCAGAACCUCAUCUCUGGGAACCUGCUCCCACGCCGCGACCUGCUGCUGCAAACCAGCCUCAUCAACUACGUCACCAGCAUGCGCCCCAACAUCUUUCUGGGCACGCACGAGGGUUCAACGCAGUACAAGAAGUGGUACUACGAGGUCAUCGUGGACUACGUGGAGCCCUUCGUCACCUCCCAGGCCACCCACCUGCGGGUGGGCUGGGCCAUGACUGAGGGCUACAGCCCCUACCCGGGGGGCGGCGAAGGCUGGGGGGGCAACGGCGUCGGCGACGACCUCUACUCCUUCGGCUUCGAUGGCCUCCACCUCUGGUCAGGCCGCGUGGCCCGCUCCGUGGCCUCGCCCAGCCAGCACGCGCUGGCGGCAGACGACGUGGUAAGCUGCUGCCUGGACUUGAGCGUGCCCAGCAUCUCCUUCCGCAUCAACGGCUUCCCUGUGCAAGGCAUGUUCGAGAACUUCAACCUCGACGGGCUCUUCUUCCCCGUCGUCAGCUUCUCCGCCGGCAUCAAGGUCCGCUUCCUUCUGGGGGGCCGCCACGGCGACUUCAAGUUCCUGCCCCCGCCGGGCUACGCGCCCUGCUUCGAGGCCCUGCUGCCCCGCGAGCGGAUGCGGGUGGAGCCCAUCAAGGAGUACAAGUACGACUUGGAUGGCCUCCGCAACCUGCUGGGACCCAUCCAGUCCCUGUCCCACACCGCCUUCACCCCCUGCCCCGUCGACACCGUCCAGAUCGUGCUGCCCCCGCACCUGGAGCGGAUCCGGGAGAAGCUGGCGGAGAACAUCCACGAGCUGUGGGCACUCACUCGCAUUGAGCAGGGCUGGACCUAUGGGCCGGUCCGGGACGAUAACAAGCGCCUGCACCCCUGCCUGCUCGACUUUCACAGCCUGCCCGAGCCCGAGAGGAACUACAACCUGCAGAUGUCGGGGGAAACGCUGAAGACGCUUCUGGCCCUGGGCUGCCACGUGGGGAUGGGUGACGAGAAGGCUGAGGAGAACCUCAAGAAGACCAAGCUGCCCAAGACGUACAUGAUGUCCAACGGCUACAAGCCAGCCCCCCUGGACCUCAACCACGUCAAACUGACGCCGGCCCAGAACACGCUGGUGGACAAGCUGGCCGAGAACGGUCACAACGUGUGGGCCAGGGACCGUGUGCAGCAGGGCUGGACCUACAGCAUCGUGCAGGACAUCAAGAACAAGCGCAACCCGCGCCUGGUGCCCUACAACCUGCUGGACGAGCGCACCAAGAAGACCAACCGGGACAGCCUGUGCGAGGCCGUGCGCACCCUCAUCGGCUACGGCUACAACAUUGAGCCCCCCGAUCAGGAGACCUCAGCCCAGGGGGUGCCCAAAGCGCGCUCGGAGCGGGUGCGCAUCUUCCGGGCAGAGCAGGCCUACGCGGUGCGGGCUGGCAAGUGGUACUUCGAGUUCGAGGCUGUGACCACGGGCGAGAUGCGCGUGGGCUGGGCCCGGCCAGAUGUGCGGCCCGAUGUGGAGCUGGGCGCCGACGACCUUGCCUAUGUCUUCAACGGGCACCGGGGCCAGCGCUGGCACGUGGGCAGCGAGCCCUUUGGGAGGGCCUGGCAGUCAGGGGACGUGGUGGGCUGCAUGAUUGACCUCACCGAGAACCACAUCAUGUUCACCCUCAACGGCGAGAUGCUCAUCAGUGACUCGGGCUCCGAGCUUGCCUUCAAGGACAUCGAGAUCGGGGAUGGCUUCAUCCCAGUGUGCAGCCUGGGGCUGAGCCAGGCGGGACGGCUGAACCUGGGCCAGGAGGUGAGCAGCUUGCGGUACUUCACCAUCUGUGGCCUGCAGGAGGGCUUCGAGCCCUUCGCCAUCAACAUGAAGCGCGACAUCGCCAUGUGGUUCAGCAAGAGCCUGCCCCACUUCUCCCCCGUGCCUGCUGAGCACCCCCACUACGAGGUGUCGCGCAUGGACGGCACGGUGGACAGCCCGCCCUGCCUGCGGCUGACGCACCGGACCUUCGGCUCGCAAAACGCGGUGACGGAGCUGCUGUUCCUGCGCCUCAGCAUGCCCGUGCAGUUCCACGAGACCUUCAAGGUGGGCGCGGGCACCACGCCGCUGACCCGGACCUUCACCAUCCCCGAGGAGGACGUCAAGGACGUCGAGCCCGACUCCGAGUUCGAGGUGCUGCGCAAGUCGGCCAGCCGCAAGGAGGCCGAGGAGGCCGAGAAGGACAAGGCGGCGGUCCCUGCGCCACCCCCACCGAAGGAGCCCCCUCGGGCUGAGAACGAGAAGGAUGCCGCCACGGAGAAGAGCAAGAUCAAGAGGGGGUUCCUCUUCAAGGCCAAGAAGCCGGCGUUCAUCGCACCGCCCCCCGUGGUGCCCACGGUGCCGCGGCUGGAGGAGGAAGUGGUGCCCGACGACCGCGAUGACCCCGAGAUCAUCAUGAACACCACCACGUACUACUACUCCGUGCGCAUCUUUGCUGGGCAGGAGCCCACGUGCGCCUGGGUGGGCUGGGUGACCCCCGACUACCACCAGCACGACGCUGCCUUCGACCUGUCCAAGGUGCGCACCGUCACCGUCACCAUGGGUGAUGACAGGGGCAACAUCCACGACAGCAUCAAGCGCAGCAACUGCUACAUGGUCUGGGGCGGGGACUUUGUGAGCAACACACAGCAAGCCCGCAUCAGCCACGUGGACCUGGUCAUCGGCUGCCUGGUGGACCUGGCCACGGGCCUCAUGACCUUCACCGCCAACGGGAAGGAGGUCAACACCUUCUUCCAGGUGGAGCCAAACACGAAGCUCUUCCCGGCCGUCUUUGUCCUCCCGACCAGCCAGAACGUCAUCCAGUUCGAGCUGGGCAAGCUGAAGAACAUCAUGCCCCUCUCGGCCGCCAUGUUCUACAGCGAGCGGAAGAACCCCGAGCCCCAGUGCCCGCCCCGGCUCCUCAUCCAGAUGCUGACGCCUGUUUCCUGGAGCCGGAUGCCCAAUGAGUUCCUGUCUGUGGACGGAGCCCGGGCAAGCGAGCGCCACGGCUGGAUGGUGGAGUGCACCGACCCGCUGCUCAUGAUGGCGCUGCACAUCCCCGAGGAGAACAGGUGCAUCGACAUCCUGGAGCUGUCGGAGCGGCAGGACCUGCUGCGCUUCCACUACCACACGCUGAAGCUGUACAAGGCGGUGUGCGCGCUGGGUAACAAUGGCGUGGCUCAUGCCCUCUGCAGCCACGUGGACGAGUCCCAGCUGCUCUACACCAUCGAGAGCACCCAGCUGCCGGGGCUGCUGCGCAGCGGCUACUAUGACCUGCUCAUUGGCAUGCACCUGGAGUCGGCCCGCCGCGCCCGCGUCACCAUGAGCAACGAGUUCAUCCUGCCUAUGACGGACGACACCAAGAGCAUCACGCUUUUCCCGCCUGGCUCCAAGAAGCCUGGCCUCCCCGGCGUGGGCUUGAGCACUUGCCUGCGGCCCCAGCUGCACUUCUCCCACCCCUGCUUCAUCAGCACCAGCCCUGAGCGCUACCAGCUCAGCCCCUUCGUGCCGCUGGACGUGCUCAAGGCCAAGGCCAUCAACAUGCUGACGGAGGCUGUGCAGGACGGCGGGCAGCACACACGUGACCCCGUGGGCGGCAGUGUGGAGUUCCAGUUCGUGCCCGUGCUCAAGCUCAUCUCCACCCUGCUUAUCAUGGGCGUCUUCGAGGAUGGCGAUGUGUGCCACAUCCUCAAGAUGAUCGAGCCCAAUGUUUUUGGGGAGCCCCGGGAGGAGGCAGAUGGUGCUGGCGAAAUGGAGGAGGUGGAGGAAGAGAAGAAGGAGGAGGGGGAAGAGAAGGAGGAGGGGGAGGAGGAGAAGGAGGAGGAGGAUGGCGAGAAGUCGGAGGAGAUAAAGGCCAUCGAGGCUGGCGAGGUGGAGGCCAAGGAGGAAGACGAGGGGCUGGAAGAAGGGCUCCUGCAGAUGAAGCUGCCCGAAUCUGUCAAGUUGCAGAUGUGCAACCUGCUGCAGUACUUCUGCGACCGGGAGCUGCAGCACCGGGUGGAGUCCAUCAUCGCCUUCUCGGAGCGCUACAUGGAGCGGCUGCAGAGCAACCAGCGCCUGCGCUACAACCAGCUCAUGCAGGCCUUCACCAUGACGGCCGCCGAGACCGCGCGGCGCACCCGCGAGUUCCGCUCCCCGCCCCAGGAGCAGAUUAACAUGCUGGUGCACUUCAAGAACGAGUGCGAGGAGGAGGAGUGCCCCGUGCCCGAGGACAUCCGUGACGAGCUGCUCGAGUUCCACGCCGAUCUGCUGGCCCACUGUGGCAUCCAGGACCAGGGCGAGGAGGAGGAAGAGGCGGAGGACAUGUCGCUGCACCGGCGUCUGAUGGGCCUGGUUCAACGCGUGAUGAACCUGCGCAAGAAGGACGAGGAGGAGCUGCCCCCCAAGGAGGAGCCAGCGCCCAGCACACUGCAGGAGCUGGUCUCGCACACGGUGGUGCACUGGGCGCAGGAGUCGUUCAUCCAGAGCCCCGAGCUGGUGCGCGUCAUGUUCAGCCUGCUGCACCGGCAGUACGACGGCGUGGGCGAGCUGCUGCGCGCCCUGCCCCGUGCCUACACCAUCAGCGCUGUUUCCGUGAAAGACACCACCAGCCUGCUCGAGAGCCUGGGCCAGAUCCGCUCCCUGCUCAUCGUGCAGAUGGGCCCCGAGGAGGAGAACCUCAUGAUCCAGAGCAUCGGGAACAUCAUGAACAACAAAGUCUUCUACCAGCACCCGAACCUGAUGCGAGCUCUGGGCAUGCACGAGACGGUCAUGGAGGUGAUGGUGAGCGUGCUGGGCGGUGGUGAGUCCAAGGAGAUCCGGUUCCCCAAGAUGGUAACCAACUGCUGCCGCUUCCUCUGCUAUUUCUGCCGUAUCAGCCGCCAGAACCAGCGCUCCAUGUUUGACCACCUGGGCUACCUGCUGGAGAACAGCGGCAUCGGCCUGGGCAUGCGGGGCUCCACGCCGCUGGACGUAGCAGCCGCCUCGGUGAUCGACAACAACGAGUUGGCGCUGGCCCUCAAGGAGCAGGACCUGGAGAAGGUGGUGACGUACCUGGCGGGCUCCGGCCUGCAGAGCUGCCCCAUGCUGCUCUCCAAGGGCUACCCCGACAUCGGGUGGAACCCGUGCGGGGGCGAGCGUUACCUCGACUUCCUCCGCUUCGCUGUCUUCGUCAACGGUGAGAGCGUGGAGGAGAACGCCAGCGUGGUGGUCCGCCUGCUGAUCCGGCGCCCCGAGUGCUUUGGCCCGGCACUGCGCGGGGAGGGGGGCAGCGGGCUGCUGGCCGCCAUCGAGGAGGCCAUCAAGAUCUCCGAGGACCCUGCCCGCGAUGGGCCCACCAUCAAGAAGGACCGGCGCCGCGAGCUGUUCGGCGGGGAGGAGGUGCACGAGGAGAACCGGGUGCACCUGGGCAAUGCCAUCAUGUCCUUCUACGCGGCCCUGAUCGACCUGCUGGGGCGUUGUGCCCCCGAGAUGCACCUGAUCCAGGCCGGGAAGGGCGAGGCGCUGCGGAUCCGCGCUAUCCUGCGCUCCCUGGUGCCCCUGGAGGAUCUCGUCGGCGUCAUCAGCCUCCCGCUGCAGAUCCCAUCCUUCGGCAAGGACGGGAACAUCAUCGAGCCCAAGAUGUCGGCCAGCUUCGUGCCUGACCACAAGGCGCCCACGGUGCUCUUCCUGGACCGCGUCUACGGCAUCGAGAACCAGGACUUCCUGCUGCACGUGCUGGAGGUCGGCUUCCUCCCCGACAUGCGGGCCGCUGCCUCCCUCGACACGGCCGCAUUCAGCACGACGGAGAUGGCGCUGGCUUUGAACCGUUACCUGUGCCUGGCCGUGCUGCCCCUCAUCACCAAGUACGCGCCGCUCUUCGCCGGGACCGAGCACCGUGCCAUCAUGGUGGACUCCAUGCUGCACACCGUGUACCGCCUGUCCCGCGGGCGCUCCCUCACCAAGGCCCAGCGCGACGUCAUCGAGGAGUGCCUCAUGGCCCUGUGCCGGUACAUCCGGCCCUCCAUGCUGCAGCACCUGCUGCGCCGGCUGGUCUUCGACGUGCCCAUCCUCAACGAGUACUCCAAGAUGCCCCUCAAGCUGCUGACCAACCACUAUGAGCGGUGCUGGAAGUAUUACUGCCUGCCCACGGGCUGGGCCAACUACGGCAUCACCUCCGAGGAGGAGCUGCACCUCACCCGCAAGCUCUUUUGGGGCAUCUUCGAGUCUCUGUCCCAUAAGAAGUUCGACGUGGAGCUGUACAAGCUGGCCAUGCCGUGCCUAUGCGCCAUCGCCGGCGCCCUCCCGCCCGACUACGUGGAUGCCAGCUACUCCUCCAAGACGGAGAAGAAGGCGUCCGUCGAUGCCGAGGGCAACUUCGACCCCAAGCCCGUCGAGACGCUCAACGUCAUCGUCCCCGAGAAGCUGGACUCCUUCAUCAACAAGUACGCGGAGUACACGCACGAGAAGUGGGCCUUCGACAACAUCCAGAACAACUGGACCUUUGGGGAGACCGUGGACGAGGAGGCCAAGACGCACCCCAUGCUGCGGCCCUACAAGACCUUCUCUGAAAAGGACAAGGAGAUCUACCGCUGGCCCAUCAAGGAGUCGCUCAAGGCCAUGAUUGCCUGGGAGUGGACGGUGGAGAAGGCACGCGAGGGCGAGGAGGACAAGGGGGAGAAGAAGAAGACCCGCAAGAUCUCCCAGUCGGCUCAGGCUACGUACGACCCCAGCGUCCACACCUACAACCCGCAGCCCAUCGAACUGUCGGGGGUGACGCUCUCCAGGGAGCUGCAGGCCAUGGCGGAGCAGCUGGCUGAGAAUUACCACAACACCUGGGGCCGCAAGAAGAAGCAGGAGCUAGAGGCCAAGGGGGGCGGUUCCCACCCGCUGCUGGUGCCCUACGACACGCUGACGGCCAAGGAGAAGGCCCGCGACCGCGAGAAGGCGCAGGAGCUGCUCAAGUUCCUGCAGAUCAACGGCUACGCCGUCACCAGGGGGCUGAAGGACAUGGAGCUGGACACGUCGUCCAUCGAGAAGCGCUUCGCCUACGGCUUCUUGCAGCAGCUGCUCAAGUGGAUGGACAUCUCGCAGGAGUUCAUCGCCCACCUGGAGGCCGUGGUGAGCAGUGGGCGGGUGGAGAAGUCCCCCCACGAGCAGGAGAUCAAGUUCUUUGCCAAGAUCCUGCUGCCCCUCAUCAACCAGUACUUCCACAACCACUGCCUCUACUUCCUGUCCACGCCAGCCAAGGUGCUGGGCAGCGGGGGCCACGCGUCCAACAAGGAGAAGGAGAUGAUCACCAGCCUCUUCUGCAAGCUGGCCGCCCUGGUCAGGCACCGGGUCUCUCUCUUCGGCACAGAUGCAGCCUCUGUGGUGAACUGUCUGCACAUCCUCGCCCGGUCCCUGGAUGCCAGGACGGUGAUGAAGUCGGGCCCCGAGAUCGUGAAGGCGGGGCUGCGCUCCUUCUUCGAGAGCGCCUCCGAGGACAUCGAGAAGAUGGUGGAGAACCUCAAGCUGGGCAAGGUCUCGCAGUCGCGCACCCAGGUCAAGGGGGUGGCGCAGAACAUCAACUACACCACCGUGGCGCUGCUGCCCGUGCUCACCUCCCUCUUCGAGCACGUGGCCCAGCACCAGUUCGGCGACGACGUCAUGUUGGACGAUGUGCAGGUCUCCUGCUACCGGACGCUGUGCAGCAUCUACUCGCUGGGCACCACCAAGAACCCCUACGUAGAGCGGCAGCGCCCCGCGCUGGGUGAGUGCCUGGCCCGCUUGGCUGCCGCGAUGCCCGUCGCCUUUCUGGAGCCGCACCUCAACGCCCACAACCCCUGCUCCGUCUACAGCACCAAGUCCCCCCGCGAGCGCGCCAUCCUGGGUCUGCCAAGCCGGGUGGAGGAGAUGUGCCCUGACAUCCCGCCGCUGGAGCGGCUCAUGAAGGACAUCGGGGGCCUGGCGGAGUCGGGCGCCCGCUACACGGAGAUGCCGCACGUCAUCGAGGUGACGCUGCCCAUGCUCUGCAACUACCUGCCGCGCUGGUGGGAGCGCGGCCCCGAGACCACCCCACAGGGGCCCUGGUGCACCGAGGUCACCUCCGAGCACCUCAACGCCCUGCUGGGAAACAUCCUCAAGAUCAUCGUGAACAACUUGGGCAUUGAUGAGGCCUCCUGGAUGAAGCGUCUGGCAGUGUUCGCGCAGCCCAUUGUGAGCCGGGCGAAGCCGGAGCUGCUGCGCUCGCACUUCAUCCCCACCAUGGAGAAGCUGAAGAAGCGUGCGGGGAAGGUGGUGGCGGAGGAGGAGCAGCUGCGCAUGGAGGCCAAGGCCGAGACGGAGGACGCUGAGAUGCUCAUCCGUGACGAGUUCUCCGUGCUCUGCCGGGACCUGUAUGCGCUCUACCCGCUGCUCAUCCGCUACGUGGACAACAACAGGGCGAAGUGGCUGACGGAGCCCAGCGAGGAUGCGGAGGAGCUGUUCCGGAUGGUCGGGGAGGUCUUCAUCUACUGGUCCAAGUCCCACAACUUCAAGCGGGAGGAGCAGAACUUCGUGGUGCAGAACGAGAUCAACAACAUGUCCUUCCUGACGGCCGACAGCAAGAGCAAGAUGUCCAAGUCUGGAGAAGGCCAGUCGGGCGGCUCGGACCAGGAGCGCACCAAGAAGAAGCGCCGCGGGGACCGGUACUCGGUGCAGACCUCGCUCAUCGUGGCCACGCUCAAGAAGAUGCUGCCCAUUGGCCUCAACAUGUGCUCGCCCACUGACCAGGAGCUCAUCAACCUGGCCAAGACCCGCUACGCCCUGAAAGACACAGAUGAGGAGGUGCGGGAGUUCCUCAACAACAACCUGCACCUGCAAGGCAAGUGCGAGAACGUGUCGGCGAUGCGCUGGCAGCUGGCGCUGUACCGCGAGAUGGCCGGCAAGGCCGAGGACUGCGACAACCCCGAGAAGGUCGUGCGGCGCGUGCAGGAGGUCUCCGCUGUGCUCUUCCACCUGGAGCAGACGGAGCACCCCUACAAGUCCAAGAAGGCCGUGUGGCACAAGCUGCUGUCCAAGCAGCGCCGCCGCGCCGUGGUCGCCUGCUUCCGCAUGACGCCGCUCUACAACCUGCCCAGGCACCGGGCCUGCAACAUGUUCCUGGAAGCCUACAAGCUGUCGUGGAUCUUGUCGGAGGAGCACGCCUUCGAGGACAAGAUGAUUGACGACCUGGCUAAGUCGGGAGAGGAGGAGGAAGAGGAGGAAGAGCAGCAGGAGAAGAAGCCGGAUCCCCUGCACCAGCUCAUCCUGCACUUCAGCCGCACGGCGCUGACCGAGAAGAGCAAACUGGAGAAGGAUUAUCUGUACAUAGCGUACGCCGACAUCAUGGCCAAGAGCUGUCACACUGAGGAAGGUGAAGAGGAAGGUGAACAGGAAGAAGAGGAGGCUGAAGCCUCCUUCGAGGAGAAGGAGAUGGAGAAGCAGAAGCUGCUGUACCAGCAGGCCCGGCUGCACAACCGUGGCGCCGCCGAGAUGGUGCUGCAGAUGAUCAGCGCCUGCAAAGGGGAGCGCAGCGACAUGGUGUCGUCCACCCUCAAACUUGGCAUCGCCAUCCUCAACGGAGGCAACGUGGAUGUGCAACAGAAAAUGCUGGAUUACCUAAAGGACAAGAAGGAGAUCGGGUUCUUCCAAAGCACGCAGGCCCUGAUGCAGACCUGCAGCGUCCUGGACCUGAAUGCCUUUGAGAGGCAGAACAAGGCCGAGGGGCUGGGCAUGGUGACGGAGGAUGGAACCAUCAUCAACCGCGAGAACGGAGAGAAGGUGAUGUCGGACGACGAGUUCACGCAGGACCUCUUCCGCUUCCUGCAGCUUCUCUGCGAGGGGCACAACAAUGAUUUCCAGAACUACCUGCGCACCCAGACAGGCAACACGACCACCAUCAACAUCAUCAUCUGCACCGUGGACUAUCUGCUGCGGCUGCAGGAGUCCAUCAGUGACUUCUACUGGUACUACUCCGGCAAGGACGUCAUCGACGAGCAGGGUAAGCGCAACUUCUCCAAGGCCAUGGCCGUGGCCAAGCAGAUCUUCAACAGCCUCACCGAGUACAUCCAGGGCCCGUGCACGGGGAACCAGCAGAGCCUGGCGCACAGCCGGCUGUGGGACGCCGUGGUCGGCUUCCUCCACGUCUUCGCCCACAUGAUGAUGAAGCUGGCGCAGAUGCGCCCGCCCGCCGGACCCCGAGACGGCGACUCCAGCCAGAUCGGGCUGCUGAAGGAGCUGCUGGACCUGCAGAAGGACAUGGUGGUCAUGCUGCUGUCGCUGCUGGAAGGAAACGUGGUGAAUGGCACUAUCGCCCGGCAGAUGGUGGACAUGCUGGUGGAGUCCUCCAGCAACGUGACAAUGAUCCUCAAGUUCUUCGACAUGUUCUUGAAGCUGAAAGACAUCGUGGCCUCAGACGCUUUCCAGGACUGCAUCACAGACCCGCGGGGGCUCAUCUCCAAGAAGGACUUCCAGAAGGCCAUGGACAGCCAGAAGCAGUUCGAGCCCUCGGAGAUCCAGUUCCUGCUGGCCUGCUCGGAGGCCGAUGAGAACGAGAUGAUCGAUUACGAGGAGUUUGCCAACCGCUUCCAGGAGCCGGCCAAGGACAUUGGCUUCAACAUCGCCGUGCUGCUCACCAACCUGUCGGAGCACGUGCCCCACGAUGGGCGCCUCAAGACCUUCCUGGAGCAGGCUGAGAGCAUCCUGGACUACUUCCGGCCUUACCUGGGCCGCAUCGAGAUCAUGGGCGCCAGCAAACGCAUCGAGCGCAUCUACUUCGAGAUCAGCGAGACCAACAAGGCGCAGUGGGAGAUGCCGCAGGUCAAGGAGUCCAAGCGGCAGUUCAUCUUCGACGUGGUGAACGAGGGCGGUGAGUCGGAGAAGAUGGAGCUCUUCGUCAACUUCUGCGAGGACACCAUUUUCGAGAUGCAGAUCGCCGCGCAGAUCUCCGAGGAGGAAGGCGAGAAGGAGGAUGUGGACGAGGAUGAGGUUGAAGUCGGGGAGGCGGCGGCGGCGGGGGAGGGGGAGGCGGCAGCUGCCCCUGCUGAGCCAGCCUCGGCCUUUGGGGAGUUUCUGGCCAGCGUCCUCGGCGUCUGCCACCUCUUCACCUACCGCAACGCGCGGCGGCAGCUGCGCAAGGUGAAGCGCAUGACGCUCAAGGAGAUGGUGACAGCUGUGGCCGGGAUGCUCUAUGCCACUGUCCUGGGGCUGCUGUUUUUUGUUGCCGGGAUCCUCAAGGGCCUGCUGCUGCUGCUGUGGGCCACGCUCUUCGGCGGUGGCCUGGUGGAAGGGGCCAAGAAGCUGACGGUGACGGAGCUGCUGGCCAGCAUGCCUGACCCCACGCAGGACGAGGUGCACGGGGACCUGGGGCCGCCUGAUGAGGGGCAGGUGGCAGCUGAGGGCGAGGACGCGGCCGACUUUGCUGAACCCGGAAAGGAGGAGGAGGCUGAUGAGACCCGUGAGGCCUUCGGGGUGGAGUUGAAGAAGGACACGGGGCACUACCGCCUGGCUGCCAUCGACGCGCCUGGUGGGCUGGGCGACAUCGGGGACAGCACGCCAGUUGAGCCACCCACACCUGAGGGCACCCCCAUCCUCAAGAGGAAGCUGGAGGUGGAGGUGGAUAUGGAGGGUGAGGAGGUUGAACCCGAGCCGGAGAAUGUGGAAGAGGUGGCCGCCGAGGCCGAGAAGGCUGACGCGGAGAAUGGGGAGAAGGGGCCGAAGGCUGAGGCGGAGGUGAAGGUGGAGCCGCCAGAGCCCGAGCCGCAGGCAGAAGCUGAGGCGGAGGCGGAGGCCCCGGAGCGGCAGCGGCGGCGGCGGCGGCGGAAGACAGCCUCGCGCGAGCGCCAGGACGAGGUGACCGAGAGCGGCUUUGAGUUCUGGAACGAGCUGGAGGUGCAGCGCAUCAAGUUCCUGAACUACCUGUCACGGAACUUCUACAACCUGCGGUUCCUGGCGCUCUUCCUCGCCUUCGCCAUCAACUUCAUCCUGCUCUUCUACAAGGUGUCGGACUCUCCACCGGGCGAGGAGGAGCUGGAGGGCUUGGGGCUGGAGGAGGAGCCGGGCAGCGGGUCCGGCUGGGGGGCGCUGGGCGCGGGCGACGAGGAUGAGGACGAGGACAGCGUGGUCUACUACUUCCUGGAGGAGAGCACGGGCUACAUGCAGCCCACGCUGCAGCUGCUGGCCCUGGUGCACACGCUCGUCGCCUUCCUUUGCAUCAUCGGCUACAACUGCCUCAAGGUGCCUCUGGUGAUCUUCAAGCGGGAGAAGGAGCUGGCGCGCAAGCUGGAGUUCGACGGGCUGUACAUCACCGAGCAGCCCGAGGACGAUGACAUCAAGGGCCAGUGGGACCGGCUGGUGCUCAACGCCCCGUCUUUCCCGAGCAACUACUGGGACAAGUUCAUCAAGAGGAAGGUGCUGGAGAAGUACGGGGACAUCUACGGGCGCGAGCGCAUGGCCGAGCUGCUGGGCAUGGACCUGGCCAGCCUGGACAUCAGCAUCCAGAGCGAGAAGAAGCCCCAGCCUGACAAGUCCAUGCUGACGUGGGUCACUUCCAUCGACAUCAAGUACCAGAUCUGGAAGUUUGGGGUCAUCUUCACCGACAACUCCUUCCUGUACCUGGCCUGGUACAUGGUCAUGUCGCUGCUGGGCCACUACAACAACUUCUUCUUCGCCGCCCACCUGCUGGACGUGGCCAUGGGCGUCAAGACGCUGCGCACCAUCCUGUCCUCCGUCACCCACAACGGCAAGCAGCUGGCCAUGACAGUGGGGCUGCUGGCCGUGGUGGUCUACCUCUACACGGUCGUGGCCUUCAACUUCUUCCGCAAGUUCUACAACAAGAGCGAGGACGAAGACGAGCCCGACAUGAAGUGCGACGACAUGAUGACGUGCUACCUGUUCCACAUGUACGUGGGGGUCCGGGCCGGCGGGGGCAUCGGGGACGAGAUUGAGGACCCGGCAGGCGACGAGUACGAGCUCUACCGCGUCAUCUUCGACAUCACCUUCUUCUUCUUCGUCAUUGUCAUCCUGCUGGCCAUCAUCCAGGGUCUGAUCAUUGAUGCCUUCGGGGAGCUGCGAGACCAGCAGGAGCAGGUGAAGGAGGACAUGGAGACCAAAUGCUUCAUCUGCGGCAUUGGCAGCGACUACUUCGACACGACGCCGCACGGCUUUGAGACGCACACGCUGGAGGAGCAUAACCUGGCCAACUACAUGUUCUUCCUCAUGUACCUCAUCAACAAGGACGAGACGGAGCACACGGGACAGGAGUCCUACGUGUGGAAGAUGUACCAAGAGCGCUGCUGGGACUUCUUCCCCGCCGGCGACUGCUUCCGCAAGCAGUACGAAGACCAGCUGAGCUAGGCCCCCCCCACUGUGGAUCCCCCCCCGGGGGAGCUCUCCCCCCCAACAUGUCCCUGGGGGCCGGUCCAUGGACCCCCAAUUUCAAGUGCCUUUAUGGGGUAGUUUUGCUGGGGUGGGGUGGCUGUGGCAAUUGACGCUGGGGUGGGGGUGGGGGGGUCCUUGCCCCCCCCCCCGGGGCCCUCUGGGGCAAUAAACCAUUGUCUUUGCUGCAC